GAUGGGAGGCCAGAGGGCUGGGCCGAGGAGCCGGGCGAGGGGCCAGGGGCGGGACUCUCAGGACUGGGAGGCCCGCGAGGGCCGGGGGACGGGCGGUCCAGGCUAAGGUGGGGAGCGAGACUGGAAGGCCGUGGGCGGGGCCGAGAAGCGGGUGGAGUGGGAAAGGUCUGGGCUCCCAGGACGAGAGGGGACGCGGCUGUGCGGAGCAAAGGCGGUCGGGGGCGGGGCGGCGCGGAGGGGGCGGGGCGGCGCGGAGGCCAGGACGGCACCCGCGGCGGGCUGGGAGGCCGGCCCAGAGCACUGCGGCGAGCGACCCCCGGGCCCCACUCCGGCAGCCCCGGCGCCCCGACCACGCGCCCGCCAUGCCCGAGCAGCUCAGCGUCGCAGAGUUCCUGGCCAUCACUGCAGAGGACCUCAGCUCCCCGGCCGGGGCUGCCGCCUUCGCCGCCAAGAUGCCCCGGUGCCGCGGGGCAGCACUGGCGCGGGAGGAGAUGCUGGAAGGAGACCAGGCCAUCCUACAGAGAAUAAAGAAGGCUGUGCGGGCGAUCCACAGCUCCGGCCUCGGGCACGUGGAGAACGAGGAGCAGUACCGAGAGGCCGUGGAGUCCCUGGGUAACAGCCAUCUGUCUCAAAACAGUCACGAGCUGUCCACCGGCUUCCUGAACUUGGCCGUGUUCACCCGUGAGGUGGCCGCGCUCUUCAAGAACCUGGUUCAGAACCUGAACAACAUUGUCUCUUUCCCCCUGGACAGUCUGUUGAAGGGGCAGCUGAGGGACGGGCGACAGGAUUCCAAAAAGCAACUGGAGAAGGCAUGGAAGGACUACGAAGCCAAAAUGGCCAGGAUGGAGAAGGAGAGGGACCGGGCCAGGGUGACAGGAGGGAGUGCCGGGGAGGUGGCGCAGGACACCCAGAGAGAGCGACGCGUCUUCCAGCUGCACAUGUGUGAGUAUCUGCUGAAAGCCGGGGAGAGCCAGAUGAAGCAAGGUCCUGAUUUCCUGCAGAGCCUCAUCAAGUUCUUCCACGCCCAGCACAACUUUUUCCAAGAUGGCUGGAAGGCUGCUCAGAGCCUGUCCCCCUUCAUUGAGAAGCUGGCAGCCUCAGUACACGCACUGCAUCAAGCCCAGGAGGAGGAGCUACAGAAGCUGACCCAGCUCCGGGACUCCCUUCGAGGGACGCUGCAGCUUGAGAGCAGAGAAGAGACUCUGAGCCGGAAGAACUCAGGAGGUGGCUACAGCAUCCACCAGCACCAAGGCAACAAGCAGUUUGGGACAGAGAAGGUGGGCUUUCUGUACAAGAAAAGUGAUGGAAUUCGAAGAGUCUGGCAGAAAAGGAAGUGUGGAGUCAAGUAUGGCUGCCUGACCAUCUCACACAGCACGAUAAACCGGCCACCAGUGAAGCUGACCUUGCUGACGUGCCAAGUGAGGCCAAACCCUGAGGAGAAAAAGUGCUUUGACCUGGUGACCCACAACAGGACAUACCACUUCCAGGCGGAGGACGAACAUGAGUGUGAGGCGUGGGUGUCAGUGCUGCAGAACAGCAAGGACGAAGCCUUGAGUAGUGCCUUUCUGGGGGAGCCCAGCGGCGGCCCGGGGCCCUGGGGGGGCGCCGGGCUGGACGGGGAGCCCCAGGACCUCACCAAGCUGCUCAUCGCCGAGGUCAAGAGCAGGCCCGGGAAUGGCCAGUGCUGCGACUGCGGGGCUGCAGACCCCACUUGGCUCAGCACCAACCUGGGCGUGCUCACCUGCAUCCAGUGCUCCGGCGUUCACCGCGAGCUGGGCGUGCGCUUCUCACGCAUGCAGUCCCUCACCUUGGACCUGCUGGGCCCCUCCGAGCUGUUGCUGGCCUUGAACAUCGGAAACACUCGCUUCAAUGAGGUCAUGGAGGCCCAGCUGCCCUCGCACGGCGGCCCUAAACCCUCAACUGAGAGUGACAUGAGCACCCGCAGGGACUAUAUCGUGGCCAAGUAUGUGGAACACAGGUUUGCCCGGCGGUCCACCCCCGAGCCUCAGAGACUCUGGACGGCCAUUUGCAACCGGGACCUCCUGUCAGUACUGGAGGCCUUCGCUAAUGGGCAGGACUUUGGACAGCCACUGCCGGGGCCUGAGGGGCAGGCACCUGGAGAGCUCGCCCUGCACUUGGCUGUCAGAGUCACCAACCAGGCCUCCCUGCCCCUGGUGGAUUUCAUCAUCCAAAACGGUGGUCACCUGGAUGCCAAGGCUGCUGACGGGAACAGCGCCCUGCACUGCGCUGCUCUCUACAACCAACCUGACUGCCUCAAGCUGCUGCUGAAAGGGAGAGCCUCACUUGGCACAGUGAACGAGGCAGGAGAGACAGCUCUGGACAUAGCCAGGAAGAAGCAGCACAAAGAGUGUGAGGACCUGCUGGAGCAGGCCCAUGCCGGGACCCUCGCCUUCCCCCUGCACCUGGACUACCCCUGGGGGAUCUCCACAGAGCCUGGCUCUGACAGUGAGGAGGAUGAGGAAGAGAAGCGCUGCCCGCUGAAGCCGCCAGCCCAGGUCCGCUGGGCCAGUGGGAGGCUGGACAUCAGCAACAAGACCUACGAGACCAUCGCCAGCCUGGGACCAGCUGCCCCUAAGAUCCAGAGUGAGGAUUGCCCCCCACCUUUGCCGGUCAAAAACCCUUCUCGGACCAUGGCCCAAGGGCGUGCGGGACAUGCCAGUGGAGAUCGUUCCGAAGUUCCCAGCCUGAGCUCGGAGUCUGCUGGGGUCCCUGAGAACCUGAGCAGUCCAGCCUCCUCCUCCUGCAGCCUCACAAGCCCCGUGGAACCUGGGGGUCCCAACCAAACCCUACCCAGCUCUGAAGAGGGCCUCUGGGAGCCCCCGGGCCCCUCCCGACCCAGCCUGACAUCUGGAACCACCCCUUCAGAGAUGUAUCCCCCUGUCAGGUUCAGCUCUGAGAGCACUCGCUCCUAUCGGCGGGGGGGCCGGAGCCUGGAGGACUGUCCUUCAGCCCGGCAGCCUCUACCCAGAAGGAACAUGCCGGUUGGCUUCACUGAAGGAGACGGUUCAAGGACUGGGGUUCUCCCAGCAAGCUCUGUGCAGCUUUUGCAAGACUAGCUCCUUACUAGCCCUUGCACGCCUGAACCACCCCCAUGCUGGAUGCCAGCAUUCAGAGCUAGGACUUGAGCCUACAAGACUGGGGAGCUGAGGUGUUUAUGCCCUGGGGUCUUGCUGUCUCUGUCCCUUGUGCCUCUGUGGCUGGCCUUCCUCCCUGCCAUGGGCCCACGCCCCUGCCAAGGACACUGGGCCCCUCCAUGUUAGGGCUGAUGGUGGUUUGUCUCCAUCUCAUACCUGCCAGGGACCAGGGAGCCCUAUGGCUGGACCCAAGUGCUCCUGACCCAGCUCCAACUGCAGAACCUCCAGUCCCUCAUCAGACCAGGACUGUGUUUCUUCCAUCAGUCUGGGGGGCUCUAACCUGCCUUCAUUAUUCUGCAGGCCAGGGAUUCUGCCAGACUAGGGACUGUCUUCUCAGCCAUUCACUAGCCUAGUAUUCUUUGACUGAGUUCUGGCUCUGUCCAUUCCUGUGCUAGGCACUGCAGAUGUCACAGGAAUAAGACAAAGGUCCUAAAGAUGUGGUCCCUUUCUGGGCAGCCGGUCCCACGAAUUAGGCUUGGAAAUGGACAGGGCUAGAUUCCAGAGGAUGGUCCUGGGCCUAGGGGCAGACUGACAAUCAGCUGGCUUGCACCUGAAUAGCACUGCAGUUGUCUACAGCCUGUAUCCAUUCUGGUUUCUCAGUGCCCAUGCUGUACUGGCUGUUAAAUAAAUAUUCUGAAUAUCACUCCUUUUGAGGGACAGCACAGCCUUGCUGGGGACCGCUGUUAUAAUAGAUUCCCAGCCAGGAAGUAGAGGAGGGUUCACCCCCAUUUGCUUACUCUCCCUGAUUUAGCAAGAAUGAAAGGAAUAGUCUGGAAUGAUUAUCCUCACUUCUCUCCUCUUUCUCAGUCAACUCAGGAACCUUCCAGUCUCGGGGCAGGAAAGGGCCAAGAAAGGAGAAAGGAGAGUGAUAGAAAUGGAGGGUGGAGACUUAAAGGUUCUACUUCCCAGCGCCAGAAAUUCCACCGUCGCUUUCAGGCCCAUAUUGGAAAACAGAUACACCUAAGCCACCAUCAGUCUCUAACAGGUCAGCUUUAUAGGCCCUGGGCGCUGGGAUGGACCAGGACAAACAGGGGAGGCCAGAGGAUGCCAAUGGCCAAUGCAGCAGCCUGGUCUGGGAGGCUGCGCUGUUUACCCUGGAGACCUGACAGGUCUGUGAUCCCACAGGAGCAAGGUUGUCUUCAGAGCCCCCAGUGUCUUGUUAUUUCACUCAUCUCUAAUAAAAGAUUUUUCAGAGUAAA
Molecule: messenger RNA, 4354 nt
Organism: Aethalodelphis obliquidens (Pacific white-sided dolphin)
Lineage: Eukaryota; Metazoa; Chordata; Mammalia; Artiodactyla; Delphinidae
Gene: ASAP3
Product: ArfGAP with SH3 domain, ankyrin repeat and PH domain 3
Biological process (GO): cell migration; positive regulation of GTPase activity; regulation of stress fiber assembly
Cellular component (GO): ruffle; focal adhesion; intracellular membrane-bounded organelle
Molecular function (GO): protein binding; GTPase activator activity
Source: RefSeq, a predicted model, not a curated record